Molecule: messenger RNA, 1665 nt
Organism: Drosophila grimshawi
Lineage: Eukaryota; Metazoa; Arthropoda; Insecta; Diptera; Drosophilidae
Product: hydroxylysine kinase
Exons: 4
Coding region: 116-1411 (431 amino acids)
Molecular function (GO): amino acid kinase activity
Source: RefSeq, a predicted model, not a curated record
AAAUUUACAAGUUGUACGGAGAACAGGUGCGUGUUGUUGGCUUGCCAAAUGAAAAACGUGCAUUUUAAUAAUAAGCAAACACACACACUUGAGCAGUUCAAUUAGCCUUACCAAAAUGGAACAGUGGAAUAAUGUGGAGCUGACGAGCAUUACCAAAAAAUCAUAUACACUGAAUCACGUAUACGAUGGCGCCCAAAAGCUCAACAGUGGCAAGGCAAACGAGACGACAACAACGACUCCAACAACAUCAACAACAACAACCACAACAAGUGCCACAAAUGGCAAAGAGAGCGCGCCAGCUGAGGGUGAUGGGGUGCUGCAGCCCGGCUCGGAUAUCAAACCGAAAAUUGAGCCGGAAAAUGUGGAGCCGCUGGUGCGACGUCUCUACGGGAUUACAGUGAGCGAAUUGAAGGAGCUAAAUGCCUACGAUGAUCGCAACUACUGGAUACAGGCCGAUUGUAAUGUAAAGAACCCUUUGAUUGUGUCACAUUGCCCGCAUGGCUAUGUGCUGAAAAUUCUGAAUGCCUUGGAUUCGAAAAAGGAGGAUUUUGUGGAUGCUCAAAAUCAACUGCUGCUCUACUUAGCCAAACAAAACGUGCAAUGUCCACGACCCAUUGCCAAUGCACGUGGCAGCUAUUACUCCGUGGAACAGCUGAGUGGCAAUGGACAUGUGGUGCGCCUGCUGGAAUAUAUACCCGGCAAAAUGUUUCACGAAGUGGAUGUGACCAAAAAUCUACUCUAUCAGAGCGGUGAAUACUUGGCCAAAUUGGAUCGGGCACUGAAGAGCUUUACGCACAAGGCAUACGAAACCCACAAGACACUGUGGAUGCUGCAAUCGGUGCCACAAUUACGCGAUUUCCUCUACGUGCUCGAAGAUCAUCAGCGCAAAGCGCUAUGCGAGGAGAUCAUCGAUACGUUCGAGUCGAAGGUGUUGAGGUUGAUUAACUUGCUGGAGCUGCAGAUCAUCCAUGGCGAUUACAAUGAACAGAAUAUUCUGGUGAAUGCAACAAAUCCCGAUCGACCCAAUUCUUAUCGCGUUACGGGUGUCAUUGAUUUUGGUGACACCAGUCGCUCGCCGCUAAUCUUUGAACUUGGCAUUGCGAUGACCUAUAUGAUGCUACAGGCCAAGGAUUUGGCUAGCGGUGGCAUCUUCCUUGCUGGCUAUACCAGUGUCCAGAGUGUUAACGAUGUGGAGCGUGGCUAUCUCAAGUAUUGUGUGGCUGCUCGUCUCGCUCAGAGUCUGAUAAUGGGCGCCUAUACGCACACCCUGCAUCCGGGCAAUGAUUAUGUGCUUGUUACCCAGGCGCAGGGUUGGACCAUGCUUGAGCAGCUCUGGCGCGACCAGCUGAACACCAUUGAUGAGCUGUGGGACACGACAGCACAUCAGUAUCUCACCCAGAGCACCAAGUAAUUGCAAAGCUUUUUAUUCCGUCCAAAAUGCAACGAACUUUCUUUUGUCAAUUAGUAGUAUUUCAAAAAAAAUAAAAAAAAUUUUACGCAAAAUGAGUCCAAUUAUCAAGUAUUUGAGAAUUUGCAUUUUAAUUGUAUUACUUUUAAUGUAUAGCUAUGAAUAUAAUUAUUAUUAUUAUUAUUAUAAUUAUUGUAUGUAAACAUUUACUAAAUAUUUUAUACAUUAAAACUUGUUACAUUGUAUGCAGCUUUAAA